Molecule: messenger RNA, 3829 nt
Organism: Drosophila pseudoobscura
Lineage: Eukaryota; Metazoa; Arthropoda; Insecta; Diptera; Drosophilidae
Gene: prt
Product: putative mushroom body vesicular transporter portabella
Exons: 9
Coding region: 1604-3361 (585 amino acids)
Biological process (GO): transmembrane transport; aminergic neurotransmitter loading into synaptic vesicle
Cellular component (GO): terminal bouton; synaptic vesicle membrane
Molecular function (GO): serotonin:sodium:chloride symporter activity
Source: RefSeq, a predicted model, not a curated record
UGUUUUGGUUGGGGAUAGGAUUUGAUGUUAGUUCUCAUUCCCCUUUUGAUACCCGUUCGGCAAACAACUUUAAAAUUUUUUUGAAAAGUUUUUCUAUUAAAUUUUUAAAUUUUAACUCCAAUAUGUCGCAUAAACCUUUGGGACCCGGACCCGGCGCAUACAUGCUGCCCAGCUGCUUCGGCUAUGAGAAGUGUGACUCCAGGAUGCAGCGAAGCCCGCAGUAUUCCUUCGGGACCCAAUCUCGGUCUUGCAAUCGUGCAAAUCUUGUGGGACCCGGACCGGCGGCGUAUCACCUGGGCUCCGUGACGCGCUAUGGAAAGGCUAACAAUCUGGAGUACGCGUAUUUCCAUAGACGUGGUCUCGGCAACAACAAAACAAAGAGUGUUCGCUAGUUGGAGUCUCAAAAUAUACGAAUAUAUGGGUUAACAAUAAGCUGUUGUUGUCUAAUCGUGAAUUAAGGGGAAUUAGAUUACCCUAAUCGGCGUCCCGAACUCGAGUGGACGUAUAUUGACAGGUGGAACAGGUGUUUGUCCCGGUCUCACAAAGGGCGAACUACCAUAGCAAAUAUUCAGGGAGCUCAGAGGUCUAUUUAUACCUCAUCUUGACUCAAAAUAGGUCAAGCACAAGGGGGCAUGGGCAUGGGCAUGGGAACCGGGGCAUCUACCUCUCCCUGGCUGCUCAUAAAAUCAAUUUCGAAAGAGAACCCAACACUGCGCCACAGCAAUCCGUCACAAAUUUGUGGGGACUAAAUUUAAACGGCUGAAAAUUCAAUGAAACGGAAAAUGUGACUAGAGGCUAACAAAUCCAUAGCCUGCUUAUCGGGGCCGUGGCAAACACUCGUUCAGACCGGGUCACGCGAGACCUUUAAGCCAGUGCUUUAAGCCCCCCGCGGAGCCGUACUGCGACAGAAGGGGGGUUGGAUAUGCUGCUAAUAAUACAGAAUCCUAUGACACGGAUAUGUCUUUAAAGUCAUGUGUGUGUGUCCCGCAGCGAAAAACUAUCCCGAAGCCAAUAGAAACAUGAAGGAAAUUAUGAUAAGGACAGAAACGAAUAAUGAUUGCUCUAUCUCCGAAAAUGGUUACAAGUUCCUAAAGCGUACUCUGCCUGCGAACACACACACUGGCUACAAUUUGGAUAACUUUUGGCCUAUACGGCUCGAAGAGGUCAACCUGAAAUUCAUGAUGAACACAAACAGAAAGGCACAGAAAAUCUAUCAGAACGAAGCCCAGAUGAAACCUCGUUCGGGGCCCAUCAUCCCUGCUCGGGACUCGGGACACGGACUCGGACUCGGGAGUCGCCUCGGUUCGCGUGCUGUCAAUAAAAUAGAACGGCAACUUGUCGCUCCCUUUCAAUAUUCGCACACUCGUCGUUGUGGCAGCAACACCCACCUGUUGUUGGUUCCUGCUCAACUGGUGUUAUCGCCGUAGUGUGAGUGCGUUUGUCUGGCGCGAGUGUGUGUGUGUAUGCGUGCGUCUGCAUUAAUAUUGUGUAGCAUACUUUGUGGCGCGAACCGAGCAAAUCCAUCGAACCAUAUGGCAGCAUAAAUUGUCAGUGCCAAUCAGUUUGUGAGGAAGAUUUACAAUUAGCUUAUCGUGCCCCCGCCAUGUCGGAGCACUCGACACAGAGGCAGCAAUCCCAAGCAGCUGCUGUCCAGCUAAACGCCCCGGCCAGACGCUGCUCAACGCCCGGUAAUGGCAGCAGUAAUCGCUGUCUAAUUGCAGUGAUUGUCUACCUGGCCCUGCUACUAGAUAACAUGCUGCUGACCGUGAUUGUGCCUAUUCUGCCGGAUUACUUGGCCGGACUGGAUCUGGAGGCCUCCACACCGCUGGUUCUUAGCCUGGAGGAGACAACCCCAUCCUCAAAGCUGUCCCAUCUCUAUCGCAGUGGAGAGAUGCUCGGUGGCGGCCAUCAGCUACAUACUGCCAAACAUCCCAUUCCCGGCAAAUCGAUGGUCAAUUUUACGUUGCUUCAAAUCUCCACAGAGCGCCCAACAACGACCACAACCACGCCCACACCCACGCCCAUGCCCACGGCUACGGCUACGGCCACGGCACUAAUUCUAGAUAUCGUCCAGUCGGGCGGCACUAAUGCGACCUCCUCCACCAGCAAGGUACCGUCCGACAGCCUUAUAGCCAGCAAUGUGCACUCGAACAGCAACCGAAGCCUGACCUUGGCGCAGGAGAACGGAUCCAUUGGCCUGCUGCUCGCCAUGAAGGCCCUGGUGCAAUUAAUUUUCAAUCCGAUUGUCGGAAACGCGACCGGCAAGUUUGGCUACCGCCUGCCUAUUGUGGUGGGUACCUUCUUCCUGCUCGUCUCCUCAUUGGUGUUCACCGUGGGCGAAUCCUAUUGGGCGCUAUUGGUGGCUCGUGCCGUUCAGGGCGUGGGCUCUGCGUGCAUCAAUAUCUGCGGCAUGAGUCUGGUGGCCCAAAACUAUCCCGAGGAGGCACGUCGCUCCAAAGUAAUGGGCAUCAUCUUGGGCAGUAUUGCAUUGGGCGUGCUGCUGGGCUAUCCAUUCGGCGGGAUCCUUUACGAUCUGUUGGGGAAAUCGGCCCCCUUCAUCAUACUCUCAACGUUUAUAUUCUUUAGCUUGGGCCUGCAGCUGCUGACGUUGGAUCUGUCUGUGCAGCCGGAGGUGGUGGUGGCGGAAACUCCCAAGUGGCGGCCACUCCUCGAGUGCAAAAUGAUCCUGGCCAUCGUGCUGGCCAUCUGGUUCUCAACGUCCACGAUGGCCAUGCUUGAGCCAUGCUUGCCCAUCUGGUUGAUUCAGUACUUGAAGCCGAACAAAUGGCAGCUGGGAACUGUCUUCAUACCCGAUUCGGUGGGCUACUUUGUGGGCACCAAUUUCUUUGGAAGCGUAGCCUAUCGCUUUGGCCAGGUGAAGGUCUCCUGCAUUAGUCUGCUGCUGGUGGGAAUCGCCUCAAUUUUGAUACCCAGCGCGACGACUGUAAGCCAACUACUGUUGCCGCAUUUUGCUUUGGGUCUUGGCAUUGGGGUAAUUGAUGCCGCUCUGGUUCCUCUGCUGGCCACCUUUGUAGAUGCAACAUUGGCCCAAGAGGAUCAGGGUGAGGUCACCACACCCAUUUCCAGCUACGGCACUGUCUAUGCCAUACAACAGACAUCCGUCAGCCUGGCGUACUGCUUGGCUCCAUUGAUUGGUGGGGAGUUGGCUCAGACCUUUGGCUUUGCCUGGCUCAUGCGCAUAGUGGGCAUAUGCAACAUGAUCUAUGGUCCCGUUCUGGUCUAUCUUUAUCACAAAUACGAUCCAAAGAUCCUAAGAGAACAACAUAAUGACAUGCUGCUCCAAAGCAGUGGUCGUGGGUCCCGUUAUAAACAGCUGUACAACUCCAUGGACGUGGAAUAGACCACGAUUCCUCGUAAAUACUAAGCAAUCAAUGAAAAGAAUUACUUUAGUUCUUCAUUUUUUUGUCUCAUCUAAAGCAAUAUAUUGGGAGAUGAUUUUUCUGUACCCAAGGAAGGGGAGGGGAUAUAAUAACCUAGUCUCCAGGCAUUCAAUUCAUUUUCAUUCAAAUAUCUCUCGAAUCUCCGAAAGUCAAAAUCACUUAACAAUGUUUCCAACGCAGUCAAGAUAGUAUCGUAAUCAACAUUUCAAAUAAAGAUCCAGAAUGUUCAUACUAUGUUCCCUGUGUAUUUGCUAUUUAGAUGAGAUGAAGUAGGCGUGGAAUAUAUAUUUUGAUAUCCUAGUAUGGGGGGGCCAAGAAAAUGUUCAUUCUACUUUCGGGAUCCUUUCGGCCUACAACUCUUUUUUGAGUUCAAAAUUUUUAGUAAAAUAUUUUUUCUAAUAUUCCCCCAAAACUAACAAAAUAAAAAA